ACCAGCAACAUCAUCAUGAGGACACUGGCCAAACGGGAGAACGUGAAGGUGUUCACAGAGAAACUACUGUUGCUGCUAAACCGGGCAGAUGACCCGGUGAAUAUUUUCAAGCACCAGCCCCAACCACCGCACUCCGUGGUGAAGUUCCUGCAGGAUGUUUUUGCGGACAAAGACACGGCAAGGAUCUUUUACCGCACGGACCUGAUGGUGAUGAUUGAUAUCAUCGUGCGUCAGAUCUCUGACCUCUCACCAGGGGAAAAGAUUCGAAUGGAAUACCUCUCACUGAUGCAUGCCAUCAUGCGCUCCACAGAUUACAUAUGUCACCAGCACCGUCUCCCGGAUCUCCAGGUCACCUUCCAACGAAUUCUGGCGGAGGAGGAGAAUGACCAGAGCUGCCAGAUGGACAAGCUGAUCAUCCAGGAGAUCUACAAAGAAUUCCCAGAUUUUGCUUUAGAGAACGAACUCUGAAAGCAAAAGUGCACCGAAUACCUGAAAAAUUAGCCUAUGUGGUUCUUCUCCAAAAUCGCUCAUCCCUAUUUGACGAAGCGCUUUAAUCUGUGACUGAACCCAAAGCCUUUUGCAGCCUUACAAAAGAUGUGUUCUUUUUCUGCCUUUUUAUACCAUUCUGUAGCUUCCACGUGCUGCAGGAAGUUGAAGCAUUGAGAGUGAUGGUAAUUACUCUUGCUGCACUGGUGUCCUCAGUAACUUUGUGUAUGAUUUCAUCAUAUGAAGCAUCUAUAAAUCUGAAGUAGAAAAAUAGGUUUACACUAACAUAAAUCCUUCACCGACAGAGCAGAAUGUUUGAGAGGGGAUUUAGUGAGAUAAGAGUUCAGCUUUUCUUCAGGGUAUUCUUGGUUGAAAGCCUAGCUAAUAAUCCAGCAGAGCUAACCAUUCAACAUCUGACCCAACCUAUUGUGGGGCAGUCAGCUUCUAUUCACAAGAAAGGAUAUUUAAUGCAAUCAGUCAUUGUCAUCCAGUUUGCUAGUCUCAAUGGGGUAAAAUGAUACAAGGGGUUUGUGUCACGCCAAAACAUGGGAACGUGUCAGUAGUUUCAGGAUGUCAGCUUGAAAUUGGACACCACUUUCUAUUUUCCACAAGCAGCCCCAUAAUCAUGGAUCAUUGGCAGAUUAGCAAAUUAUUUGCUGCCUAUCAGCUCAGUGUAGCUACAAUAUUGAAUCACAGUGUUAAAAACUGAAUACAGGAGAGUGUCAGUCUACCCGGGGAGACUGGGGCCUGUCAUACGGUCCCAGGGGAGACUGGGCUGUGUCCUGCAGCAUGUUGGUAGAUUGUUGCCAGGAUAUUGAGAAGCUACAGAGUUGUGCUUAUGCAGUAAACCAUGUGUGGGGUCAAGGAAGUCAAUAGUUUGAAACUGAUAGCCGCUCUGGCAACGUCCUGAAGCAGCAAAGUGAUUUUCCUUCUCCUGCUUCAGGCCUGAAAGUGCGAAAUAGAGAAAACAAUGUGACUGUGACAACAGCAAAUACACUGGUGUUUUGCACUAAAUGUUCCAGGUUAUAGAUCGCAUCAUCUCAUCUUCAAAUACAGACCAAUUUGCUCUCCAGUUAGCACUGUUAUAUAGAGCUCAGUUAUGCCUACGUAUGAUGGUUAGUUUUCAGCCAUUGUAGCUUUGUAAACGUACUCUCUAUCUCCCUCGAGUCACUCCUGCGCGCCCUCUCUCUCUCUAAUGCUCACACACUCUCUGUCAUGCUCUGUCACUCUCAAGUUUGUGCUGACUUACUCACAUGUGCUCUCUCACAUUCUUUCUUGCUGUCUCUCUUGCUCACUCAUGCUCUGUCUCAUACUGAAGCGCUUUCUCACUCUCGCACCCUCUCUUGUGCUCUUUCUCUCUCUUCCGCUCUCUCUUACUCUUCCUCUCUCUCUAGCACUCUCUCGCACUCUCACUCACUCUAACAUGCACGCUGUCACUCUCGUGCUGUCUUUUCAUGCUCGCUCUCACACUGGCACUCAAUGUCACGCUCGCUCACUCUCAUGCAGGUCAGUAUUCUCUGCCAGCUCGAUUGUGUGCUUUCAGAAUGCUUGUUGCCAGUAUCUUUCGAGUAGCGUUGAGCCUGUCUUGUUCGUGGUGUUAGUUUGGGAUGAGUGUGAGCUGCUAAUGUUCUCAGGGAGCAGUAUCUUCAAUUGUGGUCUGAAAGGGCAGUCGGAAACUCAAGCCUGUUGUUUGCUCUCUGAGCAAUUUGUAAUCUGUGGGAGUGUGCAGCUCUCACUAUCUGGAUGCUGCAGGCUGUCAUUUUCAGCUCCAAGUCUGCCUUGCUAUUGGUAUUUUACUGCUAAUGUUUGUAUACAGAUAAUUAAAGCAGCUACAGCAUUUA
Molecule: messenger RNA, 2327 nt
Organism: Rhincodon typus (whale shark)
Lineage: Eukaryota; Metazoa; Chordata; Chondrichthyes; Orectolobiformes; Rhincodontidae
Product: NCK-interacting protein with SH3 domain-like
Exons: 3
Coding region: 16-468 (150 amino acids)
Biological process (GO): endocytosis
Molecular function (GO): Arp2/3 complex binding
Source: RefSeq, a predicted model, not a curated record